GGAACUCCGAGGGUCCGCCGGGGGAAGUGUUGUUAUUGUUGUUGCAAGACAACAAGUCUGUGGUGAAGAAAAUCGCCACACAAGAUUUGUUCAAACUGUCUGAUGCAAACAAGACAGUAGAGAUGUCUCUACUUGCUUCAAAGAGCAUCGUCUCUGGCCUUGCAAAGCUGAGAUUGACAGUGAAGGCCUACAAGUACGUGGCAGCUGUUGGAGUGGCCGCUCGGUUUAUCCAGCCAACCGCUGCUGUGCACUGUACAGGUCGAGCCUGCUCGGAUGAAGUGUCGAAGGCUCAAGGUGCUAAAUUCACAAUUGGGGAGCCGACCAUUUUCUCCAAGAUUAUAGAUAAGUCUAUUCCAGCAGAUAUUCUUUAUGAGGAUGAACGGUGUCUGGCAUUUUCUGACGUGAGCCCCCAGGCCCCAGUCCACUUCCUCGUCAUCCCAAAGAAAAUAAUUCCCAUGUUGAGUCUCGCUGACGAUACAGACGAAAUGUUGCUGGGUCAUUUGUUAGUGGUGGCCAAAGACGUGGCACAGAAGCAAGGGCUGGAGAAAGGAUAUCGUGUGGAUAAGAGACCUGUGAAGGGACUGCUGUGCCUGUCGGGUGAUGUGAAAUCGGAAAUUCAAGAAAGAAGUUAAUGAGGAAACUCACCCCCGUCUUGUGAUAUAUUUGUGUGAGAAUUCAAGAGAACCGACUUUCACCCUGAUGAUCCUCCUGUUUUGGCAUUUGGGAAAAGGCCUUUGCUUGGGAAGCAUGUUUCCAGAUCUGGCCAGUUCUCUGAUCAAGUCAGGGCUCUCUGUUUUUUUAUAUUGUUUUGUUUGUUUUGCCUUUCAACGAAUCCCGAUCGGGUUUGCAUCGAGUCUGACUUUUACUCAAAUUCUGUUUCAUAAAUUAUGUGAAAUACACAUUUUCAUUUGCGUUUAUUUUCAGCAUUAGCUGGGCUUAUCGUUAAAAAAUGUCAUGAAAAUACACAUUUUCAUAUCCGUUUAUUUGUGUGUAUUUGCAGUACUGGUUUAUUUACCAGGGUCGGUUUGUAACAUCUUAAUCUACUGGGUUUCUGUAGACUCCCAGUUUUUCCCCUCCAAUUUUUGGGGGAGGAUUUUUUAAAAGGAAAACUCCUGUUUGUUGUCUCGGAUUGGUCGACAGGUCUGUGUAUAAACUAUAGGCCUAUGUACUUGUGUGAGUAGUUGCUCUUUUUUUCUUUCUUCUUUUGUUGUCUUUUACAUUUACUGUUGCCCCUCGUGCUGUACUGUCAGGUUGUCCGAAUAGAAACGGAUCAUUGGUGCUUCACCUAUUGUUUGUCUCAAGUUUCUGUCUUGGUCUCUAGCAAAUACCAGACUACCGUACUUCUUAUUUGCUUCAAAUGACAUUAUGAGAGAAAUUUGAAUUCGAAUUCAGAGAGCAUUGCAGACAUUCUUUUUUUUCUUUAUAUUUGCAGUAGACGUAGGAGGGUAAAGUAAAGGUAAUGCUUGUGUUCUGUGAUGUCUUUUUUUUGUAUGGAUAAACUUGAUUUAUUAUAUAAUAAUAAACCAAAGUAUUUGUCUGUAGAGCACUUACUGUGGAAAUUGGUUAUUCUCUUGGUAUUGCCUGAUUGGAUUUAUGAUGUAUUUUUGACCAUUGUUUUCUGUAGCAUACUUUAUGCAAUGUUAUUCAGAAUGGAAUAUUAUGAAAUGUUGCUGGAAAACAAGAAUAAAGAAGUUAUAUAAAUAAA
Molecule: messenger RNA, 1705 nt
Organism: Aplysia californica (California sea hare)
Lineage: Eukaryota; Metazoa; Mollusca; Gastropoda; Aplysiida; Aplysiidae
Product: histidine triad nucleotide-binding protein 1
Cellular component (GO): cytoplasm; mitochondrion
Molecular function (GO): hydrolase activity
Source: RefSeq, a predicted model, not a curated record